Messenger RNA from Penicillium taxi, 2208 nucleotides. RefSeq names its product RING-type E3 ubiquitin transferase MAG2. NCBI's taxonomy places the organism in Eukaryota, Fungi, Ascomycota, Eurotiomycetes, Eurotiales, Aspergillaceae. Gene Ontology annotation, biological process: positive regulation of transcription by RNA polymerase II. The coding region runs from base 1 to 2208 and encodes 735 amino acids. The record is from RefSeq and is a predicted model, not a curated record. The transcript is spliced from 2 exons. Gene Ontology annotation, molecular function: transcription cis-regulatory region binding.
AUGUCGUCCAAUUCAGCUCAGAAUACUGCACCCUCCAAAGCAGUCAAUAUCUCGAAUAUCUCGCCUGCAACCCCCACAUUUCACUCGACAGCUCUAUCCGACAGUUCUCAAAGACGUACAGGUGGAUCCGGUAGUUUCGGAUCGGGGUCAUCUUCCAGGAACGCUCCAACGCCAAGGAAUCUUCAAGGUCGAAAAAGUCAGCAUAAUCGUCAAAAGAAACCGAAGUUACUGGAUGAUGAUGAAUAUAGUGAAUCAGCCGUCAUGAGAUCAGCAAACAGCCGCAAAGGACAGCAGUCCAUCACCCAUUUGAUGAACUUUUCUCUCCCACCUCGACCGCAAAAUCAACCUUUACGCAAUCCUCGGCGCUACAACGCAUGGUCGGCGGGAUCUGGGUAUCAUGCAGUUGACAAAUCGCGCUAUGUUCAUGCCAACUAUCGGUUCAUUGUAACACCAGACCAUAAUUAUCAUGCACAGGCGGCCAACGCCGAUGUUCACCUAGACUGGGCCUCUGUGCUUCAAGUGCUAGUUUCUGCCCUGACUCAGGAAGCCAGUUGUCCAAUUUGUUUAUGUACACCUACUGCCCCGCGCAUGGCCCGGUGUGGACAUAUCUUUUGUUUGCCUUGUCUGAUUCGGUAUAUGCACUCAUCCGACGAAGACAGUAUAGUCCCCGAGAAGAAAGCCCGAUGGAAAAAAUGUCCAAUUUGUUGGGACUCGAUCUAUUCCUCUGAAACUCGGCCUGUCCGCUGGUUCCGUGGCCAGGAAGGUGACCUGCCUGUUGAAGGCGGUGAUGUUGUGCUGAGAUUGGUCAGGCGAGAGACCAAGAGCACUCUUGCUCUUCCUCGCGAUGGUGGCGAGAUUCUUGGCUCCGAGGAAGAUAUCCCAUGGUUCCAUGUGGCGGAGGUCGCCGAUUAUGCUCGAAUCAUGAAGGGAGGUCAAGACUACAUGACAGAGCAAUUCAAUGCGGAGAUUGAAGAUCUACGUCGACAGGAGGUUGAAGAUGAACUUUUGUUUGGCGACGAGAAUACUUGGACCCGAAAGGCAAUCGGCGCUAUAACAGCCGCAAAAGAUAAUCUAAAGGGCAUUGGGAAUCCAACAGAUGUUCCCCAACACAUGUCAAUCACUGGGGUAAGAGAAACGACCGCUUUCCCUGAUGCAGAAACAUCUGCAGCUGAUUCAUCUGAACGCGAAACGACAAGUCCUAUUAUUUUGUCCCAUGAAGUAGUACCUGAGUCUGGCACGGACGCAAGCAAUCCAUUAGCAGAGUCUUUCUCAAGUCCGGCAGCAAUAGAUGAAGUGGAUCAUCUCUCGGAGGCCAUGGGUAAAGUUGAAGUUAACCCUGAAUCCAAUACGAGAUCACAACGAAGGGGCAAAAGCAAGGCGACUGAAGUCUCUCAACUAUCCGACCAGCCUUAUUACUUUUACCAAGCCCUCCCUCAGUUUUACCUAUCUUCCCUCGAUAUUCGCAUUCUCAAAACUGCCUUCAAAGAAUACGCUCUAUUUCCUGCGACUAUUCUACCACGGGUGGAGCACAUUUCUACGGGCCACAUUGUUGAUGAUGAACUGCGCAAGCAUGUCAAAUAUCUGGGACACCUCCCUCACGGAUGUGAAGUUAACUUCCUUGAGUGUGACUGGAGAGAUGUGGUGGUACCAGAGGUAUUGGAACAAUUCCGCACUGAGAUUAAUAGAAGACGAAAGCGCAACCGAGAUAAGGAGGCUCGGGAGGAGAAGGAUCGUAUUCGUGCGGAGAAAGAGGAAGAAGACAAACGAUGGCAAGCUGCACGGCGCAGGCGACCCAGCAUUGGUGAUGUUAGCGAAGCCCCCUUUAAUGCGCAAGACUUCCUACCGCUAGCCAGUCAAGCUGAGCUAUCAAUUUAUAAUCCUGAAGCCUCAUCUGCUUCACCUCCUCGCCCGUCGUCACAAUUUGGGGCAUUGGCUUCACCUUCCACUUCUCCGCCAGGUGUCCGUACUGUCUGGGGGACAACGGCAGUGUCAUCUACUUCUCCCACCUUGAAGCCAUAUUUCACCCGCGACGAUGGGUGGCGGCAAGAUUGGGAAGAUGAGCUACUGGCUCAACAGGAGUCUGAAUUGAUUGCUCUGGCAGCUCCAGAGAGUCAAUCUUCAGGGCCUUCAACGGGAAAUAACAAAAAGAAAAAGAAAAACAAGACCAAGAUCACAUUGAUGUCUACUAACAGUCACCGAGGCGCAUGA